AUGAGGCUCUUUAAGGUUAAUCUUAAUUUGUGUCAAGAGGUGUUAAAAAAGAAUACUGAUACUACCAUCUUGAGAUCCCUGGCUAACGAAGCAACAAACAAUUACUAUCCUGAAGAUCUCUGGCUUCAUAUAUUUACAGACUACUCUCUACUCUUCAAUUGUAAUAAUGCAGGGCCAGGAAUCUCCUCAAAAUUACUUUUAUUUUACACUUCUGUGGGACAAGGAGCCGCAUUUGAUGGUGAAAUAACCACCAUUCGAGCUGCUCUGUCUCAAAUCCAUUGUCACCAUGACCAGUUUACAAAAGCAGUUAUUUUUUGUGACUCUAAGGCAGCACUUCAAUCCAUCAAUUCCUCUGACGAUCCCCAAAUCCUUGAAGUCAUGGACUGCCGACGACUCCUACGAAGCCUUGAGUCACACAGGAAAAUCAUUGUCCUUCAGUGGGAAACGAGAGUGCAGAUCUUUUGGCCAAGAAAGGCGCCUCAAUUAUUGAAAUUCCUUCCCGCGCAAUAA
Messenger RNA from Parasteatoda tepidariorum (common house spider), 510 nucleotides. RefSeq lists its product as uncharacterized. Gene Ontology annotation, molecular function: nucleic acid binding. The record is from RefSeq and is a predicted model, not a curated record. Lineage: Eukaryota; Metazoa; Arthropoda; Arachnida; Araneae; Theridiidae.